AGUGGUUAGAGAGAUCCAAACUACAGCCUCAUUCUUCUCUCCAGAGCGAAACUUCCAAGCACGAGCUUGGACUAAGGCAGCCAUGUCGAUGACGAAGACUGACAAAGUUGCCUUGGGCCACUCCGUCGUCUGCUGUGACGAUACUUGUGGAAAGAUCAAGACCUGUCCCCCUCUGUCUUCUACCUGCUUCUUCACCACAAGUCUUUCAUUCAAUAAUUUAGGCCACCUGAAGCAGACCACAAACUCCAGAGUGUUACUCUACUGAGAUAGCUCGCUCUUUUCAUCUGCAACGCAGGAAAUCUCCUACCAUGGCGCAGCCGGAGAAGCCUAAGAGGAACAUGUAUGCCUUGGGCUGCUCUUGCUUGGCUUCCAUGACUUCGAUCGUUUCGGGCUAUGACGUAGCAGUGAUGAGCGGCGCCAACUUGUUCAUCAAAAACGACCUGAAGAUCGACGACACCAAGAUCGAGAUCCUCGCCGGCAUCAUCAACGUGUACUCCAUCAUCGGCUCGAUCGCGGCCGGGCGAACCUCCGACUGGAUCGGCCGACGCUACACCAUGAUCCUGGCGUGCGCCAUCUUCUUCACCGGCGCCCUUGUGAUGGCCCUCGCCCCGAAUUACGCCAUCCUGAUGGCGGGUCGCUUCGUGGCCGGCGUCGGCGUCGGCUACGCCUUCAUGAUCGCCCCCGUGUACGCUGCAGAGGUGGCCCCCGCCUCCUCCCGCGGCUUCCUCACCUCCUUCCCCGAGGUCUUCAUCAACUUCGGCGUCCUCCUCGGCUAUGUCUCCAACUUCGCCUUCGCUGGGCUCCCGGAGCACCUCAGCUGGCGCAUGAUGUUCGGCGUGGGCGCGGUGCCGCCCGUCUUCCUGGCCCUCGGCGUCCUCGCGAUGCCGGAGUCGCCCCGGUGGCUCGUCAUGCAAGGCCGGCUCGGCGAGGCCAAGGCGAUCCUCGCGAAGACCUCCGACACGCCGGCGGAGGCGGAGCUGCGUCUCUCGGAGAUCAAAGAAGCUGCCGGGAUACCAGAAGGUUGCACCGACGAGGUUGUGCCGGUGCCCGAGCGCAGCCACGGGGAAGGCGUUUGGAAGGAGCUACUGAUCACUCCGACGCCGCCGGUCCGCCGCACGCUUCUCGCCGCACUGGGGCUGCAAUUCUUCCAGCAGGCCUCCGGCAUUGACUCCGUCGUCCUCUACGGCCCCACCAUAUUCGAGAAGGCAGGGCUGAAGGGCAAGACCGAGCGGCUCGGCGCGACCGUGGCGGUCGGAUUCACCAAGACAUCGUUUAUACUCGUCGCCACGUUCCUCCUGGACCGCGUCGGGCGGCGGCCGCUGCUGCUGAGCAGCGCCGCAGGAAUGAUCGCUUCUCUGAUCACCUUGGCGUCGGUGCUGCUGACCAUCGACCACCACCCCGGCGAGAAGCUGACGUGGGCGGUGGCGCUCUGCAUCGCCACGGUGCUGACGUUCGUGGGCUCGUUCUCGAUCGGCCUCGGACCGAUAGCGUGGGUGUACAGCUCGGAGAUCUUCCCCCUGAGGCUGAGGGCGCAGGGAGCGAGCCUGGGGGCGUCCAUGAACAGGUUGAUGAGCGGGGCCGUGACCAUGUCGUUCCUGUCACUCUACAAGGCCAUUAGCAUAUCGGGGAGCUUCUACCUGUACGCCGGCAUCGCGGCUGCCGGUUGGGUCUUCUUCUACGUGUUCUUGCCGGAGACAAGGGGGAGGAACUUGGAGGAGAUGGAGGAGCUCUUUGGGAAAGCAUCAAAGAGUAGGGAGAAGGCGGAGGAGAAGGGAGGAAUUGAGCUGGUAAAGGGGGAUGGAGGUGAAAGCCAUGAUGGCAGGAAGGAUUAAAGUAGCAAUAUUAAUGGCCACUGUGAAAAGAUUACUCAUUUCAAUCGUAAUAUGGCUUGAAGUGGUACUUAA
Messenger RNA from Musa acuminata AAA Group (dessert banana), 1904 nucleotides. Its product is annotated as polyol transporter 5. The coding region runs from base 309 to 1832 and encodes 507 amino acids. Gene Ontology annotation, molecular function: transmembrane transporter activity. The record is from RefSeq and is a predicted model, not a curated record. The transcript is spliced from 2 exons. Gene Ontology annotation, cellular component: membrane. Gene Ontology annotation, biological process: transmembrane transport. NCBI's taxonomy places the organism in Eukaryota, Viridiplantae, Streptophyta, Magnoliopsida, Zingiberales, Musaceae.